UCGUCUGUGGAUUGUAGCAUUCAGCAUCAAGAUGGCAACCUUCGAUGGAACUUCUGAAGAGAGCGACUCUGCCAAACGUAUUCGUCAAUUUGCCGUGGCUAAGGAAUCAAUGAAGAAGAUCUAUGAAAAGGACAUGAGUUUUGUUCAAAGUAUGCUUGAAAUUGUUGCAGAUCACGAUUUCCCAAGAAAUUGUUUUACAGAACAUAAAAAGAAACUGAAAGAGCUAAGAGACAAAAUAAAACGUAUCUGUGGUAUCAUCGGUCGGGGCAAGAUGAAAGCUGUCUUCUUUGGAAUGACAAGCAGUGGUAAAUCGGCGGUUAUCAAUGCUCUGCUGCGGGACAACGUCGUGCCGAGCCAAUUUGGUGAAACAACGGCUGGUUUCAUCGUGGUAGAGGGAACAGACUAUCCAGAUGCGGAAGCUCAAGUUGAUAUGGAUGGCUUCGUGGCACCAAUAACCAUGGAAGAAGUUGGAAAGAGGACUAACGUACUGGACACGGGCAGAGUGAAUUGCCACGAGACCACAGUCUACUGGCCAAAAGACAAGUGCAAAUUACUUCACAAUGAGUUGGUGCUUAUUGACUGCCCAGGUACGUGCACCACAUCGGCCACCGAUAAGCAAGUGACUAAGUACUGUGAAGAUGCCGACAUCUACAUCUUUGUUGUAAAUUCAAUAAGUUCACUCAAUGAAGCAGCCCAAGAUUUCUUCAAGAGAGUUGCGAAGUAUAUUUCUAAACCAACCGUUCUGAUAGUAUUUACAUGGUGGGACCAAGCUCAAGUGGCAAUGAGCAAAACCGUACAGGAAGAGGUGCUUGGACAACACACAGAACGAGCUACUGAACUACUUAGACAGCAGCUUAAAGUAGUUGAAACCAACGAGCAAGCAGCAAAGAGGAUAUUCUUCACUUCACCCGUUGAAAUCUUGAAAACAAACAAAGGGUCACUUCCGGAGGAUUGGCAAAAAAGGCAGGAGGAGUUUCACCGCUUUGAGGACACAUUUAAGGAGUUUGUUUCAACAUCAGCCAUCGAAACGAAGUUCAAAGGUCAUUAUGAAGAAGGGUUACGAAUUGUAGAAAACGCCGAAAGCCUUCGGAAAAUAAUGAUAGCGGAACUGCAGAAAAGCAAGGGAGAGAAAAAGGUUCAACUUCAAUCACUUGAGACAGAAAUCCACAACCUUUCCGUCAAAACGGCUCGUUUUGUCGACGGGACACUUCUGUUUGUGAAUUUGUCUACUACAAGGAUUGUUCAAGAAAAGUCCAAGAAGGACUUUGAAGACGCAAAAGAAGACAUCAAAAGAGGCAUGACUGAUGGCGUGAAUGAUUUAGACGAGAAUGAUUGCACUUGCUUUCAAAAGAAACUACAAAGUGUAGCGCUUAAACGAACCGAUGAUAUGGAGAAGACUUUGAAAUCAGUCAUUAAACUUGAGCAAGACGAGUUAAAGGCUUGUGUAGAAGAAUUGUUCCAGGAGUCGUUUCCAGACAUAAAUGUGAUUAGAAAUGUGGAGGGUGGACACAGAAAAGUGGAAAUAGACUACAGCGACGUCGCCGAGGUUUCUGGUCGGGGUAUCAGCGUUGGGUCCGUGGACCAAUGGUUUGGGGUUUCAAGAAAGUUUUUAAGCAGCGCACCUUUAACUUGGAGUGCAAGAUAUGGACCAGUGAUAACGGGUUUGGGUGCAGCGGCAACAGUUGCAGGCGGGGUAGCUACUGCAGUUACGGCCGGAGGAGCUGCAGUGGUCGUCAGUGGCGUUGCGUUGUGUGGGUAUGGUAUCAAAAGUGGGCUAGACUGGAACAAGAAUCGCCUGGAGAACGAACUCCGUCAAAAGUCUGCCGAUAAUGCUGCUAGGUUCAUGGAGAGUAAGCUAGACGAUUUUCAGAAAAAAUGCCCAGGCGUCAUGGAAAGGUUCAGACGUGACACAGUUCAGCCAUAUCUGGACAGUUUGAAUAUCAUCGAAAGAAGACUGAAGCAUCAUAAGAGUGUGUUGAUCGAUGAGAUCAGCCAAAUGGGAAUACUGUCGGAGAAAGUGGAGAAAAUACAAGAGGAGAUGCGGAAGACCGAAAAGAAUCUGUCCGAUUUUAACGAACAAUUCCUUUUAAAGGCAAGCAGUUUAACUAGGACCAUCAAGGCUGUAAAACAGUUUUUGUCCCCAGACAACGAACAUGAAAACAAGUCCAUGUAUAUGACAGAGAUAGAUUGAUUAACGGAUGGUUCAAAGCGGGAAAUGUUUCACCUUUCCCACGAUCGCAGUUAAAUUGCUUGUACUGUAAAACUGCAAGACAAUUAUUGGCGGGCGAGUGGGGACACUCUUGGCCGGUUACUUCUAAGUGCACCCCACUUUAUAAACUCCCAUAGCAUACAGUGCCAAGUGCUACAAACAUGAUCAUUUUCAACCACAAAUUUUGGUUUUGUUCACUUUUUGAGGUAAUAUGUAGCAACUUUUCUUGAAGGUGUUUUCAAAGUUUGUUAAUGUGUCGUUUUCUUCAAAAUAACAAGGUAAGAAUUUUUGUGUACAAAUUCGAUUAGAGGACGGGAUAGAUGUUGCUAUCCUGUGUUGCUCAACUGAGCGAAAAAGAGGAGGGGACGACACCCGAACAUGUUGUGACAAAAUGUUUGAUUUAUUGUUAACAAAUAAAUACAGUUUAUAACAGGUUAAUAUCUAACUACAAAGUUCUUCGAUAGCAAUAUAUCAAUUUUUCUUGAAGUUGUUUUCAAAAUCAUAAAUAAUGCUGUUUUUCUUCUUAAAAAGUAAACACUUCUGGGAAACAAGUAAGAAUCGGGUGCACAAACCCAGCCGAAAAGAGGAGGGGAUAGACCUUUCUAUCCCUUGUUACAUAAAUACAGCCGAAAAACUUA
Messenger RNA from Asterias rubens (European starfish), 2847 nucleotides. RefSeq names its product mitofusin-1-like. Lineage: Eukaryota; Metazoa; Echinodermata; Asteroidea; Forcipulatida; Asteriidae. The transcript is spliced from 17 exons. Gene Ontology annotation, biological process: mitochondrial fusion; mitochondrion localization. Gene Ontology annotation, molecular function: GTP binding; GTPase activity. Gene Ontology annotation, cellular component: mitochondrial outer membrane. The record is from RefSeq and is a predicted model, not a curated record. Bases 32 to 2191 code for a protein of 719 amino acids.